This is a messenger RNA of Aspergillus brunneoviolaceus CBS 621.78, 804 nucleotides long. Its product is annotated as LDH C-terminal domain-like protein. Bases 1 to 804 code for a protein of 267 amino acids. Lineage: Eukaryota; Fungi; Ascomycota; Eurotiomycetes; Eurotiales; Aspergillaceae. Gene Ontology annotation, molecular function: L-malate dehydrogenase (NAD+) activity. Gene Ontology annotation, cellular component: cytoplasm. The record is from RefSeq and is a predicted model, not a curated record. The transcript is spliced from 4 exons.
AUGUCGCCUUCUAAACCUUUCAUCCUCUUCUUCAACGCCAUCCGCCACGCCCAACCCAUCUACGCCAAGCUCCAAGACGUAGCCCACACAGGAGUGAUCACCAGCGAAAGCAGAACGGAGUUCUUCCACGCCCUGCAGACGAAAUACAAGAACAUAUUCGCCAUCUACUGCACCUCAGCCAGCGGGGCCACCCACGCGUCCAUCAUCCGCGACAUCUUCACCGAAAUCGCCACUACCUGCCCCGCAGCCAUCGCCUGCAUCGUCAUCAACCAGCCCGGUCAACUACACCGUCCCCAUCGCUGUCGCGACCCUGCAACAGGCUGGGGUCCUCCAGCCCGCGCGGCUGUUCGGCGUGACAGCCCUCGACGCGGUGCCUUCGCCGGCCAGGCAUUGGACACUGACCCAACGCGUCCCCGCGUCCUUGUGGUAGGAGGGCACAGCGGCGCGACGUUCGUGCCGCUGUACAGCCAGGCGCAACCGCCUAUCUACGCCGAGGAGGCAAUUCUUGCUGGUCUUGUGCAUCGGGUGCAAUUCGGCGGUGAUGAGACUGUCACGAGCAAGCAGGGAGCCGGGAGCGCCACGACGUGCAUGGCGUAUGCGGGAUUCCAGUUUGUCAAGGCUGUGCUGGCCGGGUUGCGGUGGGAGGAUGUCACUGGGGAGGCUUUUGUGUGUUUACCUGGUAUUAAAGGGGGAAGAGAGACUGCGGAGGAGCUUGGGGUGGAGUAUUUCGCUGUGCGGACGAUUCUGGGGCCGGAGGGUGCGAGUAGGGUUCUCCGUUUGGUGAUUUCGAUGGGAUCUGAUUAA